AUGGCCACUCUCUCCAAGAUGACCUGCUGGGCCACUGCCUUGCUCGCAGCCGUCGCCACAGCCCAACCUCACGGCCACAUCCACCACCGUCACCAGCACAGAUCCACCACAUGUGACUUCGGCAUCCCCGACCCCCCAGGCUGCCCAGCUGGCGUGCUCUCUCAAUGGUGCGGCAUGAUCACCACCGAAGUCUCCGGCCUCAAGACCUCCGAGAACCCCGUCGCCAUGAUCCCCAACAUCGAAGCCAUCUACAAGCAAGCCAACAUCAAGGCCGAUCCCUCUUCCGCCCUCGCCGACCCGGAGACCAUCAUGCAGUACCCUCAAGCUCGCGCUGCGAUGGAGCGCAUGAAGGCCUCGUAUCCAACGACCGGCUCUCCUGAUCUGACUCCGGAGGACAUCCAGAAUGUGUACGCCGACGCCCUCAACGCUGCUUGCAACAAGACGGGUGUCCCGGAAGAUAUCCUCAUCAAGAUCAUCUGGACGGAAUCCAAGGGUCACCCGUUGGUCUACAACGGCCUCACCCAAAUGGACUACGUCGCCUGGGGCCAAAUGGCCGACGAGAACCCCGAUCUCAAGAACCGCUACGAGCCCACGUCCAACAUCGUCGCGGCCGCCAUGUACCUCGCCAAGCAGAAGGGCCAGUUCGGCGGGACCUGGGAUGAGACGUACUACAACCACUACCAGGACCCAAGCCUGCCUGAUGCUUAA
Zasmidium cellare ATCC 36951 is the source of this 708-nucleotide messenger RNA. RefSeq lists its product as uncharacterized. Lineage: Eukaryota; Fungi; Ascomycota; Dothideomycetes; Mycosphaerellales; Mycosphaerellaceae. The transcript is spliced from 2 exons. The record is from RefSeq and is a predicted model, not a curated record. Bases 1 to 708 code for a protein of 235 amino acids.